Messenger RNA from Acanthamoeba castellanii str. Neff, 5049 nucleotides. Its product is annotated as DNAdirected RNA polymerase, omega subunit. The record is from RefSeq and is a predicted model, not a curated record. Lineage: Eukaryota; Discosea; Longamoebia; Acanthamoebidae. The transcript is spliced from 4 exons. The coding region runs from base 1 to 5049 and encodes 1682 amino acids.
AUGUUUAUGAAAAGCAGCAGAUUUAAGGAGAAGGAGUCGGACAUCCCUGGCGUUGGUGCGUACAACGUCAAACCCCUCGAGAGCGGCGUAUCGGUGCACAUACCCAAGGCUAAGAGAUGGAACGACACGCCCGCUGUCGCUGUACGUCCCGGCGUCAAUCCGGAGCAGAUGCGCCUCAAGGCCAAGGUCACCGAGCAGAAGGCCCAGCUCGCUCGGCUGCGCGCUGAGAAACUGGCCGAGAAGGAGAAGCUUGAUGCCCACACAAAGACGCUCGAGAAGCUCAACGCUUUGCUCAAGACGCACGAGGACAAGGCUGCUCAGCUGACGAAAGACAAGGUCGCGUUGGCCUCGGAGAAGGCGUCGCUGGAGAAGGAGAAUCGGGACCUGACCAACAAGAUGGUUCAGCUCGAGAAGGAGCGGGCAGACGACGUCAGGCAGCUCGAGGCGCGUAACACGAGCAUCAGCGACCUCAAGCAGAUCAUCGACAAGACCACUCGCCUCCAGCAGCUCUCGCAGAAGAAGGCCGAGCAAGCCGAAGCGAACCUCGAGGAGGCCAAGAUCGAGCUCGAGUCGCUCAAGAAGCAGCUCCGGGCCGCCGUCGAGCAGGCCGAGGCCAGCCAGGCCGCCGUCGCUGCCGAGAAGCAGAGAAGCGAGGCCGAGCUGGCGACCAUGACCGCCGCCAAGCUUCGGCUCUUCCAGGAGAAGGAGGAGAAAGAGGAAGAGCUGCGCCAGCUUCAGCUCGAGAAGGAGCGCGUCGAGCAGGCCAAGAAGGCCAAGGAGGACGAGCUCGCCGAGGCCCAUGAGACAUACCGGGCGCUGAACGAGCAGAAGUCGGGCAAGGAGUUGCGGCUGAGGGAGAUGGCCGAGGAGAACGAGCGGCUCAUCGAGCAGAGGAAGGAGAAGGAGGCCGAGCUGGCCCGGACGAUUCUGGCCAAGAGCGCCCUCAAGAAGGAGCAGGCUGCCCUGGAGCAGGAGCUCGAGCAGCUGUCGUCGGCGAAGCAGACGCUCGAGGCCGAGAAGGAGCAGCUCAAGGCCGAGCUGGCCACUGCCCUCCGACAGAAUGCGCUUCUCGACGAGGAGAAGAACGAGAAGCUACGCGCCCUCGACGCGAUGACGCAAGAGAAGGAGCGCCUGGAGGAGGCCAAGGCUCAGAAGGAGGGCGAGCUCGCCGACGUGCUCUGUGCCCACGAGGCCCUCGGCAAGCAGAAGGAGGCCACCGAGAAGGAGCUCGAAGCGAUGACCGCGCAGAAGGAGAGCGUUGCCGAGGAGCUGCACCGGGCCGAGACAGAGCUCGCUCAGCUGCAGGAGGCGAAGGCUAAGCUCGAAGCAGCCAAGCGUGAGAUCGAAGCCGAACUCGAGGGCGCCACCGAACUCAACCGAUCGCUCAGCAGCGCCAAGGAGGCCACCGAGGGCGAGCUGGCCAAGGUCACCGACGAGCGGGCUCAGCUGACCAGCACCUUGAUCGAGCGGGCCAGGGAGAUUGAGGAACACAAGUCGCUGAUCGCCUACGAGCGCGAGACCAGCGCAGACCGCAUCGGCCAGCUGACGCGCGCAUACGAAGACGAGAACGCGAUGAGGACGAGGACUGAGUCGGAGCUGAGCGCGAUGGCUCAGCGGUGGACCGGCGAGGAGGAGCUGCGGAAGGCCAAGGAGACCGAGCUGGAGCAGCUGGCUGCCGCCAAGGUCGAGGUCGAGCGCAAGAAGGCGAACAAGACGGCCAAGCUGGUCAAACUGCGCGCCCUCUACGCCACCCUCGACGAGGCCAAGCAGGCGAAGGAGGCCGAGCUGAGCGCAAUGGCGGAGAGCAAGUCUAAGGUCGACGAGGAGAAGCGAGCGAAGGAAGCCGAACUGGAGCAGAUGACCGCCGCCAAGGAGCAGCUCGAGUGCGAGAAGGCCAAUAAGAAGGCCAAGCUGGUCGAACUGCGAGGACUCUACGCCGCUCUCGAGGACGCCAAGCGAUCGAAGGAGGCCGAACUCGAGGCGAUGACGGAGAGCAAGAUCAAGGUCGACGAAGAGAAGCGAGCGAAGGCGGCCGAACUGGAGCAGAUGACUGCCGCCAAGGAGCAGCUCGAGCGCGAAAAGGCCGACGAGGAGGCCAAGCUGGCCGAACUGCGCGAGCUUCAUGCUGCUCUCGCUGAGGCCAAGCAAGCGAAGGAGGCCGAGCUGAGCGCGAUGACCGAGAGCAAGUCUCAAGUCGACGAAGAGAAGCGAGCGAAGGAGGCCGAACUGGAGCAGAUGACCGCCGCCAAGGAGCAGCUCGAGCGCGAUAAGGCCGACGAGGAGGCCAAGCUGGCCGAACUGCGCGAGCUCUACGCCGCCCUCGACGAGGCCAAGCAAGCCAAGGAGGCCGAGCUCGCAGCGAUGGCCGAGAGCAAGGCCAAGGUCGAAGAGGAGAAGCGAGCGAAGGAGGCCGAGCUCGAACAGAUGACCGCUGCCAAGGAGCAGCUCGAGCGCGAGAAGGCCGACAAGAAGGCCAAGCUGGCCGAACUGCGCGAACGCUACGCCGCCCUCGACGAGGCCAAGCAAGCCAAGGAGGCCGAACUGGAGGCGAUGACGGAGAGCAAGCGCCUGGUCGAUGAGGAGAAGCGCGCGAAGGAGGCCGAGCUCGCCGAGACAAACACGCUGAAGCAACUCGUCGAGGCGGAGAAGGCAGAGAUUGAGGCCACGCUCGCGGCGAUCACCGAGGCCAAGCAGCUGGUCGAGUCCGAGCGAGACUGGACGCAGGCCAAGCUGGCCCAGGUCCAGCUGGAGCGGGACAGGCUCGAGGCUGAGAGGGACGAGCUCGAGAGGAAGCUGGAAGAGGCGCAGCUCGAGCGGGAGCGCAUCGAAGGCGAGAAGGACCACAAGGUGCAGGAGCUCCUCGAGACUGUGCAGGCCAAGCAGCAGGUCGAGGCCGACAAGCAACGGUUGGAGGCCGCUCUGGCCUCGCUGCAGCUCGAGAAGGCCAAGGUCGACAACGCUCUGGCCCAGACGGAGAAGGACCUCGCCGAGAUGACCGCCCUCAAGGGCGCGAUCGAGCUGCAGAGGGACGCCGCUGCCGCCGAACUCGAGGAGACCACUGCCCGGCUGACCGCCGCCAUCGCCCAGAAGGUCGAGGAACACAGCGCGACGACGGCCGAGCGCGAUGCCGAGCGGGAGCGACGCGGACAGCUUGAAGCCGAGCUGGACGAGAUGACCGGCCUGCACGCUGCCGAGGUCCAGCGAAGGACCGAGACUGAGACCAUGGUCGAACAGCUCACCCAAGCCCGUGCGGCUCUCGAGACGGGCCUUCAAAAGACGCGGGCCGACCUCAACGCGCUCACCCAGGCCAAGGCCGACCUUGAACACGAGAAGGCCCAAGUGGAGAGGGAGUGCGCCGACGCCCAGCUCCGCGGUCGGGAGCUCGCCGAGCAGCUCGACGCGACCGAGGCCCAGCUGGCCGACGUCCAGGCCAGGCGCAGGGCCACCGAGGAGGAGCGUGAGAGGAAGGAGACCGAGCUGGAGCACCUUCGACAAGCGGCGGCCGACGACCGGACUCGCAGUCAGCACGAGCUGCAGGCGACGCGAUCUGCCUACGACGCCGCGCUCGAGCGCAAGGAGAGCGAGCUGCGGGUCAUCGAGAAUGCCAAGCACGCUCUCGAGCAGGAGAUGAAGACCAAGGAAGACGAGCUGUGCCAGGUCAUCGGCCUGAAGGCCCGCCUCGAGGUCGAGAGCGAGGAGAAGCAGCGGCAGGUCACCCGGCUCGAGUCGAUCAACGUCCGCCUCGAGGAGGAACGCAGGCAGAUGGAGGCGCAGCUUGAGGAGGUCCUCCGGCUCAAGGAGAAGGCCAGCCAGGAGGCCAAGGCCCGUGAGGAGCUCCUCACCGACGCCGUCAAGACCGUGCGCAGCGAGGUCGACGGCAUGAAGGCCCAGAAGCAGACGCUGGAGGCCAUCAUCGCGCAGGAGCAGCUGCUGCGCGUCGAGGCCCAGGAGCGACGCGAGAAGGAGCUCAAGGUGCUGACGCUCAUGAAGACUGAGUGGGGCAAGCUCGAGUCGGCCAACCGACGCCUGGCCGACGAGCUCAAGGCUGCCCUCGAGCAGAUCGAGCUCUACAAGAGCGAGCUGGGCAUGCUCGAGGAGACGGCCAAGGCCAAGGAGGUCACCCUGUGCUCGGAGGCCGAGAUGACGCUCAGUACCUACACCGCCAAGAACGUGUUUCUCGAGCGCGAGCUGCGGCAGGCCAAGCAGGAGCUGGCCGAGGAGCGAAGCGAACGACGACGGGCCGAGCGCGAGAAGGCCGAGAGGCGGCAGAAGAGGGACGAGGAGAUCAAGUCUGGUGCCUACAACCCCAAGUUCGAGAUCAAGCAGCUCAAGGCCGUCAACGCCGAGCUCGAGAAGGAGCUCAAGAAGAUCCGCGAGGAGAACGCUCGUCUCGUGGGCAACACCAAUCCCAAGCAGAAGAUCAAGCGCCACGAGAUCGUGCUGGCCGAGGUGCACGACCUGCGGACCAAGAACGCCACGUUGGUCACCGAGGUCACCGAGCUCAAGAAGACCGUCGGCGCCCUCAAGCGCGAGAACCUCAGGCUCGCCGGUGGUGGUGCCAAGCCCUCGGCCUCUGCCUCUGCCGCCGCCAUCGAGCGAUCCAUCUCUGGCUCGGCCGUCAAGCCCCGUACAACUCGUACCGCCGCCUCCAGCCACCUCAAGGACGCCCAGCGCGUGCGCGUCGACAAGGAGAACCGCCUCGACCUGAACGGCAGCGUGGCCUCGGUCUCAACAACGCUCAAGACGCCGGCGACGGUGACCAAGCGCAGGGUGGCCCCGAGCACCCGGCCGGCCGCGGCGGCGCCGACGGCGCUCAACCUCACGGCCCAGCUGGCCAACGGCGGCGCCGCCUGCGGUGAGCGAGACAUCAGCUUGAUGCUGGACAUUGAUGACGAUAUCGAUGCCGACGACGAGCCGAUGCUGGCGGCGGCCAAGCCCUUUGACAUGACCGGCGAUCUGGCCAAUCUGAGCGUGAUCGCGCCCAAGGCCGAGCUCUCGCCCCUGACCGACGAAGAGGAUGACGAUGACGAUGACGAUGACGAGCGAUGA